UCACCAUCAUCGACCCCUUCCAGUCUCAGCUUUAUACAACUAGCAUUUUUGCAGCGAUCUGCUCUUUUGCUUCUCUGAUUAAUUCUCUUAUUCAAUGGCCAACAUGGCUUUAAAGUCUAAAGUAGUCCCUGGUUUAGGGUUCUUGUGUGUGUUGAUGUUGGUGCAUAAGGUUGGUGCCUAUGAGUUCGUAGUGGGUGGCCAAAAGGGAUGGAGCGUCCCAAGUGAUCCCAAUUAUAAUCCCUACAAUCAAUGGGCUGAAAGUAGCCGAUUCCAAGUCGGAGACUCCAUAGUGUUCAACUAUAAAUCAGGACAAGACUCGGUGCUUCAAGUGAAGAGAGAAGACUACGCCAAUUGCAACACGAACUCGCCUAUUCGAAAAUACUCAGAGGGCCACACAGUGAUCAAGUUUAAUCAGUCAGGGGCUCACUACUUCAUUAGUGGGAAAAGAGAGAACUGUCUCAAGAACGAGAAGGUCACCGUUAUCGUCUUGGCUGACCGGUCCAGCAGAUCCAACGCCACAACCACUUCUCCUGCACCUUCACCUUCGGCUGCUGCACCGGCACCCACUGGUCAGCAGACUCAGUCUCCACCGCCGGCCCCUUCAUCCCCAACUCCUUCUCCGGCAAGUGAUCACACUCCUUCGCAUAAUGCUGCUUCUCCUAUCUCCCUCUCCUUCGCCGGAACUGUUGCUGCCUUCGUGGCUUCCGCCACCCUCUUCAGUCUCUAAUUAUAGUUAGUGUAUGUGAUGUGAGUGAUUGAGUUUUAUUUAUUUUUUUAUUUUUUGACUUUUUGUGGGCAUUCAUUAACAUGGUUUUGUGGCGUCUCAAGUCCAAAAUUAUUGUGACGGUGUUUAUUUUAUUUUAUUAGUGACAAUUAAUAAUAAACGGACAAGUGUAUUCUAAAUGUUGUCAAUGGAAUAAAACCAUUGUUUGCUUGGAUAGAUA
Neltuma alba is the source of this 944-nucleotide messenger RNA. Its product is annotated as early nodulin-like protein 3. Gene Ontology annotation, molecular function: electron transfer activity. Bases 95 to 727 code for a protein of 210 amino acids. Gene Ontology annotation, cellular component: plasma membrane. The record is from RefSeq and is a predicted model, not a curated record. NCBI's taxonomy places the organism in Eukaryota, Viridiplantae, Streptophyta, Magnoliopsida, Fabales, Fabaceae. The transcript has 2 exons.